AUGUUCGCCGAGGGGCCGAGCGCCAUAGAGCCGCGCUCGCCAAGCGCUUAUACGUCCAACGCCUCCAGCAUGCUACUGCUGCAAACACACAGCAACUACGGUUCGUCCUUCAGUGAUCUACUAUCGCCGCAAUAUCAAGACGAUUCAUCUGAAAUCUUAGAAGAAAACCUAGAUCCGUUUCCGGACGUUGAAUUCCACGCCCCAGUUCCGCCUGAAGUAAAGUCACAACGAACAACUCCUGUAAGUGACCCUUCAUCGCCUACGCUUGGACCAACUUUACCGAGUUUUGAAGAAACUUACUCGGUCCGUUAUCCUAAGCAAGAAUUGAGUGAAUUUGGCAUAAAAAUGGAUGAGGACUGUUAUAACGUUGGCGCAUAUUCUCAUCAGGGACACACAUCUACUCAACUUUUAUAUCCUUAUCAUCAAACUUCGAUUCCAUAUGUACCAUCGACUUACUAUGCUCCACCUCAACCAUGUAGUCCUACAUUUGACACUGGAGGUCUAACCCACAAUCAAGACUCAUCAUAUUCGCUGCCGCCUUUUCCAAGUUCAGUUGAUUUACAUAUAAAUACAGAUCAAAGUUCAAGACAAAGAAGAGCUUCUUUACCUGUUCAACGAUCAGAGUCUAGCAGUUCUAACGAUAGUCCGAAAUUACAUGGAGGAAGAGUUCAUUGCAUGCAGGCAUCUGCACCCAGCUCUGCGUCAAGCUCACCCGGUGGUGCACCUUCCGAGACUACUGGAUCCCGCGCUGCACCUUCAUCUCCAAGUCAACUAUGUGCUGUUUGUGGAGACACUGCUGCAUGCCAACAUUAUGGAGUUAGAACAUGUGAAGGUUGCAAAGGAUUCUUCAAGCGAACUGUACAAAAAGGUUCCAAGUAUGUAUGUUUAGCAGAGAAAUCUUGCCCGGUAGACAAAAGAAGACGAAACAGAUGUCAGUUUUGUCGUUUUCAAAAAUGUCUUGCCGUCGGAAUGGUAAAAGAAGUCGUUAGAACUGAUUCUCUUAAAGGUAGACGCGGGAGACUACCUUCAAAACCGAAAUGUCCACAGGAAUCUCCACCGAGUCCUCCUAUAUCUAUGAUCACUGCGUUAGUAAGAGCGCACGUAGAUACAUCACCUGAUUUUGCUAAUCUGGAUUACUCGCAAUAUAGAGAGCCUAAUCCUAUGGAACCACCAAUGUCAGACUUAGAAGUUAUUCAACAAUUUUACUCUCUUCUGACGACGUCAAUCGACAUGAUUAAAUUGUUCGCCGAAAAAGUACCUGGAUUUUCAGACCUAUGCCCUGAAGAUCGGGAACAGUUAUUCGCAUCCGCACGGUUGGAACUUUUUGUACUGAGGCUCGCUUACCGUACAAGGCCUGAAGAUACUAAGCUCACCUUCUGCAACGGUUUAGUGCUUGACAAGAGGCAAUGUCAAAGAUCUUUUGGAGAUUGGUUACACGCCGUGCUCGACUUCAGCAACACAUUGCACUCGAUGGAUAUCGACAUUUCAACAUUCGCCUGUCUCUGCGCUCUGACAUUAAUAACAGAGCGACAUGGACUCAAAGAACCGCAUCGAGUGGAACAGAUGCAGAUGAAGAUUAUUGGGUGCUUGCGUGCGCAUAUGCCAGGCGGCGGCGUGGGCGGCGCACCGCACUUCAGCCGCGUACUGGGGGCUCUACCUGAGCUUCGCUCGCUGUCCGUGCAGGGACUGCAACGUAUCUUCUAUCUCAAGCUCGAGGAUCUUGUACCGGCACCACCCCUCAUCGAAAACAUGUUCCGCGCCAGCCUUCCUUUCUAAAAUAACCCAACCCGAGGACCACCCCCGCCUUCUUAUGCAUUCUCCUUCGAUGUUUAGAGCCGACUCCGUUAUUUAUAAGUGUUAGAUAUAUGUAAAAUAUUUUUAUAGACUAGUUGGACUUUCUGAAGAAUGCGAUCUCCCACGGAAUCGGUUAGUGCUAAGUAUAAUUUUAUUAAUAUUAAGAAGAAGACAAUCUUAUUGCAUAAGUCCUAUUACAAACUUAAUUUAUUAUAAAAGUCUAAGUAUUUGACUUAUUUUGGUGUGAUUUCGUUUUAUAGAUACCUAAUGUUGUGUAUUUAGUCUGCAUUUGAGUUACCGCUCGUGAUUAAUGGCAUCUUGUCGUACAAAUAUUCCUAUGUUAUUUACUUGUGUAUUAUUUAGUUAAGGAAAAUCUAGUCACAAGACUUAGAAAUGUUAAAUUUGGCUCGUAAUCACCGAGCUUUUAUUAAUAAAUUUAAGAAGAUAAGGCAUAUGAUGUCCUGCCGUGGGCACUUCUAGCAGGCUAACGGAAACUAGCGUUAUUACACAACUGAGGCACUACUCGAGUACUUACAAUGCAAGUGUCCAAACAUUAUGAUUGUUGGAAGUUACCUUUAGGUUUAAAUUAUUUUAUAAAUAAUUUUAGACGCUAGGACGUUAAUAUAAUGUGUUACGAUAAGGCAAGAGAAAAGGUUCAGCAUAACUAUUUUUUAAAUAUACUACUAAAUCCAACGUGUCUUAAAAGAGUACCUUUCUAGAUAUAAUUAGUGUAGAUGCGUAUGUAUCUCUAUUCACUCACGUACAUAUCAUAUAUGUACUGAGUGAACACUAAAAACAUAUCACUGUUCUUAAUUUUUUUUUUUGCUCAUAAAAUAUUUUAAUAUAAUGUCCCUUGAGCAUAUUUAUUAUUAAAAGUACUGAAAUGUAGUGUUUGUGUUUGCCUGUGCCCUUAACACAUUGGUAAGGAAUAUCGUUUUAAACGAUAUUAACGAGUUCUACUCAUAACGUUAAAGCGUUACUAAAUUGUACAUAAAGAAAAUAUUUUGUAAGUCAAUAUCUUAACGAUGACAUUUGAAUAUAGGUGCUUUGGUGAAAAAGAUGGGUUUUUGAAACCUUUCGUAUUUUACAAAAAGACAUGGCAAAAACUUCCUAGACGAAUUUAG
Diatraea saccharalis (sugarcane borer) is the source of this 2918-nucleotide messenger RNA. The record is from the annotation of a GenBank genome assembly. NCBI's taxonomy places the organism in Eukaryota, Metazoa, Arthropoda, Insecta, Lepidoptera, Crambidae.